AUGGCGACGAGAAGCGAGACGCCCGUCGUGCUGUGCGAGGCCUCUUGCGCUGGGAGCCUGCCCUCGCUGCCCGGUCAGAAGACAUUUUCUGCUAAUUAUUCUAGAAAUAUCUUCCAGCAACUCACUGAAGACAGCAAGAAAGGUCCUUCAAUUGAAGGGCUGCGACGCAUUCCUCCCUCGAUGUCCGUCUACCCAGCAGAGACCACCUCCGGCGUGGUCACGUCCUGGAUACCGCUGACAACCGUCUGGACUGCAUCGGCCGGCUGCUCCGACUCCUUUCGUCUCGACGGGCCCAGCCUGGUAGCCUUCGAUCCUGGCUAUGGCCUCGACAUCGACCACAGAGUCAUCUGCCAGCCUCCGGCCGUGACGACAUGGUGGGAGCAGGGGCUGCUGGGAGGCGGCGAUCAAUCAGGCCAUACGGCCGUCAACAUCCUGCCUCUGACCUGUCCUGAGGGGUUUUCGACCGUGGUUACGUCUACCAGGGACCAUUCCAGCACGCUGGCGAUGUGCUGUCCGUCAGGCUAUUACCUCGCCAAUGGACAGACUGGCCAAGUUGAAGGGGACUGCUUGUCCACGGUGCUACCCGGGAUGACAUUGACGUAUGCUUCUGCUCCGGCAACGGAGUCCACAGCAUGGACGAUCGUGACGACGACGUUGACGUCGUCUUCGACCGUGGGAGCAAUUGCGGUCGUGGGGUGGAAUGUCGCGAGUCCAACGACAACGACAUCGAGUGCAACUUCACUAGCAUCAACCGGCUCUGCUACCAGCUCAACUGUCUUUACCACAUCGUCUGCUAUCCACUCCGCUGCCGUACAAACAUCUUCUUCUUCUUCUGUCCGUCCCUCAGACAAUCUCUCGACAGGCGACAAGGCAGGAAUCGGCGUGGGCGUUUCCCUAGGGAUCAUCGAGCUGAUCGCAUUACUAUGGACCGUCCUUUUGCUUCGACGAAAACGGGCAGAACCAACCACCACUAACAAUAACAAUAACAAUAAUCAAGGGACCAUGGACACCUUCAAAGGCCUUCUUCCUCCCUACUCGGAAGUGCAAUAUCAUCCUGCACCGCCCCUGGAACUCCCCGGGCAAUGGGAUCCGCCGGAAUUGGCUGACGGUCAGCAGAGGUCGCCGGUAGAGCUGGAGUAG
This is a messenger RNA of Rasamsonia emersonii CBS 393.64, 1140 nucleotides long. RefSeq lists its product as uncharacterized. NCBI's taxonomy places the organism in Eukaryota, Fungi, Ascomycota, Eurotiomycetes, Eurotiales, Trichocomaceae. The record is from RefSeq and is a predicted model, not a curated record. The transcript has 3 exons. The coding region runs from base 1 to 1140 and encodes 379 amino acids.